Molecule: messenger RNA, 492 nt
Organism: Trametes versicolor FP-101664 SS1
Lineage: Eukaryota; Fungi; Basidiomycota; Agaricomycetes; Polyporales; Polyporaceae
Exons: 1
Biological process (GO): telomere maintenance; DNA repair
Molecular function (GO): DNA helicase activity
Source: RefSeq, a predicted model, not a curated record
CUGUUUCUUCUGGAUGGCAUCCUGCACGAGACCGGCCACUCCUUGGCCGACUUUGGACUUCCGUCUGCGACACGAGAUUGGGAAGGUUCUACAGGCAAUCGGCUUAUUGCAGAGGCCAUGGCAUUCGACAUUGGUCAAGAGCGUGUCCUGGGCACAACACAACGAGACUCCCUAAAUCCUGAACAACGUGAGGCAUUCAAUCAAAUCUUCAAUUCCGUGCGCGAUCGCCUAGGGAAGCGCUUCUUCCUUCAUGGCCCGGGAGGCACAGGAAAGACAUACCUGUACAGCACCCUAUCUCACGUCCUGCGUGGAGAUGCCGCCAUCGUUCUAUGCGUUGCUUCCUCAGGAAUCGCCGCUCUCCUUCUACCCCAUGGCCGCACGGCGCACUCGACGUUCAAGAUUCCCGUGGAGCGCCUAACAGAGGACUCUACCUGCGCCAUCCCAAAGGACAGCCUUCUAGCAUCCCUCCUCCGUGUAACCUCCCUUAUCGUC